This is a messenger RNA of Schistosoma bovis, 4803 nucleotides long. The record is from the annotation of a GenBank genome assembly. Lineage: Eukaryota; Metazoa; Platyhelminthes; Trematoda; Strigeidida; Schistosomatidae.
AUUGUCCUUCUAUUUUUGUUUUGUUUACCACACGUGAACAUAUCUAUUGAUUCAAUUGACCAAGUAAUUAAUAAAUCAACUUACACUACUCGAUCAUGAAGUUAUUGGAUCUAUCUUUCUAAACACAUUAUAAGCUGCACUUCUCUACACAUCUUUUAUAUUCCCUCCUGUAUCUUCUAGCACUUUACUUUUUCUAUUAAGAAAUAACUGUUAUUUUUGAUGUACUAAUCAACAGCUCAAAUGUUCAAGAAGUUGCCUCUUAAUUGAAAUGAGUGUAUUUGAACGUCUUCAACAAAGAUUGGCCAAGUGUUCCACAUCUUCUCGCGGUCAAGAAACUGCACAGAUUUAUCAUAAAAAUAAGUCAACUUCAGAACAAGCUAUUUUUUUGGAUGGUGUAGUUACAACAACUGAUGAUCGUUCAACAACAAAUACUCUUCCAUUAUGCCAUAAUCAUUCACAAACUUGGAGUGUUGAAUCUCGUAUGGCUUCCAAGAUAGCUAAUAGCUAUUCAAACCCAUCUCUGCACACAGUUGGAACAGUUAAUUCCAAAGGUGAGGCAACUCCGGAUACGGAAAUUGAUGUGCCAAAGUCAAAUUUUAGUCACAGUCAAGAUCAUUUGAAUACACCCAGUAAUAGUUCAUAUCAACGUCAACCACAACAACCUAGAAGAAAACGAGCAAAAACCCCGGUUAGUUCUUUCUAUCGUGUUAGCAGUGAUGAUGAUUGUGAUACAUGCGAUGAAGAUGAAGAAGACGAUGUUGACAAUAAUAAUAAUAAUACUAAUAAUAAUAAUGAAGAAUACCUGGAUCAGUGUGAUGAUUUAAUUAUCAAACAAUCUGCUGCAUUUGAACGUAGAUCACAACGUCUACGUCGUAGUAUUGACCGGGCUAAAGCAGCUUUACCUGCUGAUUUUGCUGAUCGUAUUGAGAUCUCAGAUUCACUUGGUGAUUUACCUAAUCAAGAAUCGUCUAGUGGGGCACAACUUCAAAAACAUCAUCGGAGUGUUAGCAAUCUUGGUGUAGAUUUAACUGAUCAAUUAAGCAAUCGUGAUUCAGAUUCUGAAGAAAAUGUAAAUAAUAGUAAUAAUGUAAACGGACACUAUGAGUCUCAAGAAACCUCAAACUCAAAUGAAAACCGUACGAAAUCAAUUAUAAAAGAAGAUAAAUAUUCAGAAGUUAGUGAUGCAUUCAAAAUGAAACCAACUGAUUUGGUAAUACCAAAUGAAGGGGAAAAUGCCAAUACAACAACUAAUACUACUAUUACUACACCUAAUGAUCAUUUUGAAAAGUCUGAAGCAUCAAACGAUCCUAGCUUACAAACUGGAAUUUACUGGCAUCCAGGUCCACCUCAGCCGUUGUCUGAAUUGAUGUACGAGUUUCGUUCAGGUAGUCCAGGAACAACUUAUUUGAUCAAAGCUAUUUGUAAACGUUCAGGAUGUCAUUGCGCCUUAAGAAAUUAUGACAGUCUCAUGUUAUAUCCAGUACCGGAUUCAACACUGGCCUCUGCAACUUGGGAAUUAUGGACAGCUAAAGACAAGAAUCCACGUUUUCCUACCUCUUCCUGUGAAGUUCAAUCAAAAUUAAUUCUUUUUCGACAAUGUCGAGGAUGGUAUGAAGUUUUGAAUGAGAAUCACCAGCCAACUCCUCAUAUAACAACACUUGAACAGGUAAGGCGCACCAGAGCUUCGACUUUCAUUGUUCGACAAGACAUGCGUUGUUUAGUAGCACCUCCAAAUUUGGUCAUACCUUCUUCAGAUGAAAGAAGAGAAUUAAAUGAUGAUACUUCACCAUAUUCAAUACCAUCAAGUCUGGUUACAUUGGCAUGUUCACCAGAAACAUUGGCUAAUUCAAAACCGGAUUUUGUUCGUGCUGGAACACUUCUACGGUUUAUCGCUUAUCUACCUCAAUGCUCAGUUAAACGUGGAAAAAAAACCAAGGAUUUAGGCCUUAUACUAGCAGUUGAACGAUCCAGUUGUUCAAAACAAUCAUCCAUUCAUUCCGAUCUACUCCCGGUUAGACCUCUUUCACGUACUAUCUACCUUGGCGUAGAAGAUUCUACACCUGCAGUGUUUCCUCCUAAACUCUCCUUAAGUGUUAUCGCUGGACCAGAAAAUAUUUCUGGAGUUCAUUUGUUAUCUGGUCUACUUCGUAAAUUCCGCUUACCUUUGUCAGUUAGACCCAUACCUUUACCAGACUCUUAUAACUAUACAACCAACACAUCAUCUAUGAGACGUCCAUCACUUAUGAAUAGUAAUCCCAAAGUAACUUGUGGUCUAGUUGCUGUUCAACCACUUUCAUUCACUGAAAAACAUUUUUUAAGAUUACACUCUUUAUAUAGAGGUGAUAUUUUAAUUAUUGCUCCAGUGUCUUCACCAGAACGUUUAUUUUUGAUUACACCAUCAAUGUUACGUGAUCAUUCAUUUCAAACUGGCUAUACGCAUGAUCCAACUUAUGCUCUUUCCAUGGAAAAUCAUCGUAUACAAGCAUGCAAUUUUCUAGCUAUUGCUCAUGCUCAAGAAACACUCAAUUAUUUAGUUCGACAUAUGCAAGAUAUAACACGCGAGCCUCGUGAUUCUUAUACAUCCCGUCAACAAGCGAAACAACGAAGUGAUUUGAUGCCAACUCCAGAAUCUUAUAUGACACAAGAAGAAAUUUACAAAACAUACGAUGAAAUUGAUGAUAUCUACUUUUAUAUUCGCCAUGGUUAUUAUCCAUCAAAAAUACGUAAACCAGAUGAUCUGAACAAUAAAACAGAGUCUAUAUCUAAUACUAAGUUAAAAUCUCAUAAAUAUUCCACUAAUUCAUCACAUACAUCAGAUGAUAUGCCUGGAAAGAUGAAUUGUCAAAAAGAUGGUGGAUUAUCCCGUUCGAAUAUGGCAACAGCUGAAGACUUACUUGCUGCUUCACUGUAUACACCUUCACAUCAUGACUCAACGAUACCACCGCAACAACCUAUUAGUCUAACUAGAUCAUCAAACAAUAAUAAAAUUGUUAGUUCAAAUCAACAUAAUAUUAAUAACAUGAUUAAUGCUACGUUGGCCACUUUAGCCAGUUCAACAUAUCGUGUACAGCCAAAAGAAUAUGGAAUAUAAUAAGGUAUUAUUUAAUAGUUGGGAGACAGUAAAGAACUUGAAAUUCUCUCUGUUCCUUUCAGAAAUAAUUUUUUUUAUAACCUUUUUCUGACUUUAUUCUGUGUAAUCACUUAUGUAUUCGUUCGCUGAAAAGUGUAAACAAACAAAUAAUCGCAUUAUCUUAUCUAAUCAAUGUCUCUUCAUAUUUGAAAUUUAUAACUGUUACUAUGAUAUCUAUAAAAAGUUCUAAGGACUAAAAUAAACAUUCCACCCAUCUGUUCAUCCAACCAACUAUCCUUCCUUCUUUUCUUUGCUUCAUGAUAUAAACGGUAUUUAUAUUCCUUUUUACAAACAUCAAUUUUUGGCUGUUGUAUUUGGAAACUUUUGCCUAUAAGUUGCUUUUUUUUCUUGCAUUAACUAUUCCUAUCACCGCUAUAUGAACAAUUUUUUUCAAACGUUAUGAAUCUAAUCUAUCCAAAUUCUCUUUCAAAUAUAUAUAUAUAUGUAUGGAGAGAGAGAGAGAGUGGUCCGUUUUUACCUAAAUCAGUGUUUUUCAUUAGUCUUGAGGAAUUUACACGACUAUUGAAUUCUAUAUGACACAAGUUUUAUCAUAUUAUGUAUGGUUGCAGUUGUUUUCAAAAUAAACAAGCAAAAAACCCACUAGCAUUCAAAGUUCUUAACCAAUUUAUUUCAAUGAUAAAAAUUCCUUUUUGUGUUUUAAUGAUCUGUAUUGGAACAAUUCAUAUUUGUAAUUAAUAAAUAAACUUAGUUUAUCCAUUGUCAUGAUUGUUCAAUGAGAAAAGGAUUCCAUGUAUCAUCAUAAAAUUCCCUUUAAAUUUUGUAUAUAAAAUAAUAGUGCUUUUUUUAAAUAUAAAUUUAACUUAUCUGUCCAUAUAUUUUAUGUUUUAUCUUCAGUGAAUGACAAUUGUGUGCUUAAGUCACUUGUUUAAAUUGUCAUUCCUUUUUCUUCUUACGUUUUAUCCUGUCAUAUUUGUUCCGUAUUGUUUUGCUUUUUUGAAACUCUACUACUUUUUUUAAAAAUUUAGAAUGUUUAUUUUACUACUUUUCCUUUGUCUAAUCUUCAUUUCAUCUUGCAACAUUGUUUUGUGGUGAUUUUGAUAAUUUAAGUGGUUUUGUUUUCCCUCUUUUUAUGUAUUUGACUUCGUAUUCAAUAUUUUCAGUGUAGAAAAUACACGUGAUUAGAUUCAAAGUAAUUAUGGUUAGUCAAUCAAUGAUUAUUGUCCACUCCAUCAUCUUCGUUUAUUCCUAACUUUCACUGCUAUUUCUUUCGUUGUUCACUAUAUAUCUUCUUUUCUUCCUAAUAAUAUAUUUCUUAGGGAGUGCGUUCUCUAUACGUGUGACUGGUGAUUGAUAAGUGUAUUUCUGAGUGACGAUAGUUUCUUUCUCUCUUCGUACUUCGUACUUUUCUGUAUAAGAUAGGCAAUUUUAUCUUAAUAUUUGUGUAAUUAAUCUCUUCGGAUAUCGUUGUUUAUUUUGCUUAUAUUCACAUUGUUUUUCGAAUUACAUUAUUUGUCUUUUUCGUGUCCUGGAUUUUAUUCAUUAGUCUUGAAUUUAUGAUUAGUGAUAAACGAUGUCGUAAGGUACAAAAACAUAUCAUAUGGUGCUCUAAAUAAUUAAGAUGUUCAUUAAAUUAACAUAAAUGCUUAGAAGGUGUAAGUGCUAUGGUUUCUGCUUUAAACUACACUUCAUAUAAAGACCUAUUACAUUACCCA